Messenger RNA from Callorhinchus milii (elephant shark), 1162 nucleotides. RefSeq lists its product as uncharacterized. The transcript is spliced from 4 exons. Bases 272 to 1123 code for a protein of 283 amino acids. Lineage: Eukaryota; Metazoa; Chordata; Chondrichthyes; Chimaeriformes; Callorhinchidae. Gene Ontology annotation, molecular function: serine hydrolase activity. The record is from RefSeq and is a predicted model, not a curated record.
AGAAAGGGAGUGUGGAGUAACUGAUGUGUCCACACAAAGGCACUGUUCCCUGUUUCUCUCACUCUACACUGUAUACUGAGCUGUGAAUGGGGUCAGUGAGUUUAUUGUUUUACAUAACAGGUUUAGAGAUCUGCUCUCAAUACGAAGGGCAGUUACCACUGUACAGUUUCUGGUGCCUGUGUUUGUGUCACUGCUGGAUCUCUGGGUCAGUCUGACAGCAGUAUUGAAGACGAGGCCCAGUGAUUGAGCUUCUCAUUUGCUACAGCUGGAGAUGAAGCGUCUCAUCCAGACGUCUGUCUCUGAAGGGGUGACGGUGACCAGACUGUCCAGCUCCAUCACCCUGCACCGGAGCCCGGCCCAGCCCCCACCGGCCAGCCCGAGGUGGGGAGAUCGACAGUCUAAACCCCUGCUGCUGCUGCUGCCCUGGCUUGGAGCCCAGCCCCACUCCGUGGAGAGGUACCGGCAGAUCUAUUACCCUGAGGGCUAUGACGUGCUGACGGUGGAGAGCUGUCUGGGACACUUCCUGUGGCCUGGGCGGGGGCUGAGCCACGCUGCCCGUGUGCUGGAGCUCCUACAGAGCGAGCGCUUUGCCUCGCGCCCCCUCCUCCUCCACGCCAUCUCCCUGGGGGGCUACACCUUCAGCCAGAUGAUGAUCCUCACCCUGAGGGACCCCUCGCUCCACACCGCCUUCAGUCAGCGCCUCACCGGCCAAAUCUACGACAGUCUGGUGAUCGGGAGCCUGGAGAGGAUGGCGAAAGGUGUUUCCCAGAUGUUGUCCCAUUCCCGGCUGGAGCCGCUGGUCAGGCGUUUGGUGCUCCUGUACUUCGGCCUGUUUGCCGGCAGCACCGUGCGGCACUACCGCACUGCAGUGGAGGUCUUCCGGAAGCUUCCGUGCCGGGCCCCGGCCCUGGUCUUCUCCUGCGGGGACGACCCGCUGAGCGAAUGGCCCGAGCUGGAGGGGCUGCUGCAGAGCUGGCGGGGGAAGGGUUUGGCGGUGCGCAGCAAACACUGGGCACGAUCCCGGCACGCCGGCCACCUCCGCCAACACCCCCGGGAAUACCGGGAAACACUGCGCAGCUUCCUGCAGUCGCUCGGAGGCUUGCGCUUGGCAGCCAAGUUAUAGACAGGAUCGAGCGGCGGUGGGUGUGUAACACAGGAACAG